AGACGGCAAGCACAUGAGCAGUUCUGCCUGAAGUUGUGCUUUACUGACGUGUACCAAUUCAGAAGAGCUUUGGUGGGAUAUUACACCAUCAUAUGCUGAGAAACUGGAAAAUGAGAAGAAGUACGCAAGAUUUUGUAGACCUAUUUGUGCUGGACCUGGUUUAUGGCAAUUGACCAGUGGUGAGAAUACACAUGCAGUGAACCUUGAAGCUAGAACCUGUGGCUGCAGGAAAUGGGAUAUAAUUGGCAUGCCCUGCAACCAUGCCAUCUCAGCAAUCUAUAAGGCCAAGCAACAUCCUGAAGAUUAUGUGGACCCAUUUUUCAAGAAGUAUCUUCAAUCAUAUAGUGCUGUCAUAUAUCCUGUACCUGGUCAGCAUGACUGGACAAGGACCAACGCUGUGGACACAGAUCCUCCUAUCUUCUUGAAGCACCCUGGCAGACCAAAGCAUAAAAAAAGAAAGGGACAGUUUGAGCCUCCAGCUGCAAGGGACACCUCUAGAAUGGGAGUUAUUACAUGCAGCAACUGUAAACUGGAAGGCCAUAAUUACUUAAGUUGCAAGAAGGCACUGAGGCCUGAUCUAUUGAUUACGAAAAAUAAUCACAAGGCAAAUAGAGCAGUACCAGACUAUGUUGAGCAGCCACAGUCACCAAGUGAUGAAUCUCCAAGGCAAGCACCUGCUACUUCUACUCCACCACCAAGGACAUCACCAAGGCAAGCACCUACUGCUUCAGCUCCACCACCAAGGAGAUCACCAAGGCAAGCACCAAGUGCAGAAGUUGCACCACCAAGAAGAUCACCAAGGAAAGCAUAGGCUGCUGCCAAAAGGACUACAUCUGCUCCAGCACCAGCUGCUGCCACUCCUGUUCCAGCCCCUGCCACAACAAGAUCAGCAGCUGCAAGAAGUGCCACUGCUGCCCCAGCUCCUGCCCCAAGAAGGUCACCAAGGCAAGCUUCAAGGGUUCCAUUUACAGCUCCAAGGUACAAUGCUCCAAGGUAUGAAAAGCUGGUCCAAGCCAGCCUAAAAGGCAGAAAAGAAAUAGGAUGAUGGAAUACUUACUGCCGGAAACGACAGGUAUGAGUAAUGUGUACUGAACUGUCUAAGCUGGAAAAUAGUUAUUUUGGGAACCUGUGGUUGGUUUCGAUGAUGAACUUCUGUAAUGGAUGAUGUAGGAUGAACAUGUGAUGUA
Molecule: messenger RNA, 1187 nt
Organism: Brachypodium distachyon (stiff brome)
Lineage: Eukaryota; Viridiplantae; Streptophyta; Magnoliopsida; Poales; Poaceae
Exons: 2
Coding region: 248-811 (187 amino acids)
Source: RefSeq, a predicted model, not a curated record